GUCUGUGUAUGUUUGUGUCUGUGUGUGUGCUUGUCUGCGUGUGUGUUUGUCUGUGUAUGUGUGUGUGUGUGUGUGUCUGUGUGAGUCGCAGAAACAGUAAAGACGCAGUGACAAAAAAUAAUCUCUCUGUUCCGUGAGUUCUCCCCCUGACUGACUGAUAAUGCACAACACUGGCUGGCAAAACCUGAAAGUAAAGUGGAUUUGAAGGGGAUUUAUACACUCAGUCACACACAUGUACAAAAGUUCCAGAGGAAGUCCAAAGAGAAACAUACUGAAAACCCCCUCACCCCCGCCGAAUUUGGAAUUUCCAAAAGGCGAUGUACAUAACUCCGGCAGAGGACAUUCAGUUUCUUUCCGAAUACACUGCAGUGCAAAAACCUAACCUGGCGUUCCUCCAGCACAGGGGUUAUCCAUCCGACCAGAGAAAGAAAUAUUUACUCCCCGCAAGUUUCGCCAUGAGCUUACUGGUUCUGAAGCCCGCGGACGAGCUCCUGAGCUACUGGAAGCCACUUCCAUCCUCGGACGCCGGCCAGGAUGAGGAGUGUUUGGGUUAUGUGACCGGCGCUGACUGGGAAUACGACCGCAAGUAUUAUUGCGGGGCUUGUGAGCGUCUGAUGAGGGAUCCAGUCCAGACAGAAUGUGGGCACAGGUUUUGCCAGAUAUGCCACAGGACGCUGUUGAAAGAAUCAAUGACAUGCCCCUCCUGCCUGAAAGAUAAUGAAAUGGUUGAGAAAGGUUCAGUGGCUAUGUUACAGAAAUGCUUUAAGGACAGGGCAAUCGCGAAAGAGAUUCUGAACCUCCAAGUAUCCUGUCAAAACCAGGGCUGUACAUGGACUGGUCCCCUGAGAGAGCUGGAGGAAAAGCAUAAAUUGACUUGCGAGCAAAAGCUGCUGAAGUGCCCCUUUAAUGUCGUCGGCUGCACAGAGAUGAUUUCCAGCCACAAGGUCCAUGAACACAAGCAGGCCUGCGUGCAGUACCAUCUGGAGUGCGUGCUCCAGAGUUUACAGGGACUUGUGAAACAGGCCAGUGUGGCGAGCGAAUGCCCCAGCCUGGUGGAAAUGAUCGAGAAAGACAAGGAGAAGGAUCCAGAGUGCAACAGGCAGCACGGGGACAAUGAGUUACAGGCUGACAGGAUACUGGAGGAGCUAAAAGUGAAAGUGCAGACGUUUGAAAACAUCGUCACUGUGUUAAACCGUGAAGUGGGAGACACUCUCAAUGCCAUGCUAGCACAGGAGAGAUUGCUGAGGGAGCAAGAGGCAGUGACUGCACAGCUAAGGAGCAAGGUACGGCAGCAUGAGAAAUCUAUUUGCCUCAAGGACUUGGUGAUAGCUGACCUUCAACUUCGUCUGGAAUUCCUGGAAAGCACCUCAUACGAUGGCACGUUAGUCUGGGAAAUCUCCGAUUUCAGCCGCAAGAUGCAAGAUGCCAUUGAAGGAAGGGUUCCCUCGAUCUUCUCCCCACCAUUCUUCACAUCUUACUGUGGAUACAAGCUCAGUCUGCGGCUAUAUUUGAACGGUGAUGGAGUGGGAGCAAACACUCACCUCUCACUCUUCCUGGUCAUAAUGAAGGGAAAAUACGAUGCCAUUUUAGAGUGGCCAUUCAGCAAGAAGGUGACCUUUAAGCUGCUGGACCAGAGUGAGAGGCGUCAUCAUGUGGCAUCAGCCUUCAAACCAGAUGUGAGCUCCGCCUCGUUCCGGAGGCCCAUCCAUGCUAUGAACGUCGCCAGCGGCUGCCCGGAGUUCCUCUCCGUUGCCCAGCUCCGCGCCAACUGGCACAACUACGUUACCGACGACGUCAUGUUCAUAAAAGCCAUCGUGGACCUCUAAAGGGACUCUGGGGUGGUUUCCACGGCGACUGCAGCUGGCAAGUCGGCGUCCGGACUUUAACACGUCAGGACCGGGUGCCGCAGUUUUAAGCUUUGUUGUAGCUACCUAGUCACAAGUCAAUACAUUCCAGCUGUGGUGAGCUUCAGUACGUGAGGAGCACCAUGUAAAUGGUAGCCUCCUGCUAACACGGCACCAACGCAUAUUUGACUUCGAAAUCUCGGACUCUUAAUUGCAUCCGAUCAUGGGCCUUAACUCCUGUUUGUCACCAAAAUAUGAACCUCAAAUUCAGGAAUCUGCAUAUGUAAUUUUUUAAACAUAAAUGAUGUUAACUGAACUUUUUAUAGAUAAAAUAAAGGGGGGGGGGUGUGAGAUAAACCACACUGGGAGGGGCCUCCUAUGGGGCAUGAACGCGAUGUCGUCCGGCUGAUUGCCUGUUCCUAUGCUGUAAUUUCUAUAUGAUGCUAUUCUUCAGUCCCUCAGAGGCAAGAACAGGCAUAAGUUCAGGCUUUCUUCCACUCGGUCCCAUUGAAGCCCACACAAUUAAGGGGAGACAGACACGUUGUGCAGGUCGCAGUGGGUACAAUUGCACUGUGGUCAUGUUACUGGACUAGUAAUAAUCCAGAACUCAAAUCUCCCCCCAUGGCAGACCUUCAAUUUGAAUUUAGUGAAUUAAAUAAAUCCAAAAAGCAAAGCUAGUGACCAUGAAGCUACCAGAAUGUUGUAAAAGCCCAUCUGGUUCACUCAUGUCCUUUAGGGAAGGAAAUCUGCUGUCCUUACCUGGUCUGGUCUACACGUGACUCCAGACCCCACAGCCAUGUGGUUGACUCUGAAAUGGCCUCGAAAGCCAAUCAGGUAUAUGAAAAUGCUACAAAAAGUCAUCACAUGGGCUUAAGAAGGCAGCCUCCCACCAUCUUCUCAAAGGGGAUUAGGGAUGGGUGAUAAAUGCUGGGCUUGCUAGCAACCCCCACAUUGCAUGAAUGAAUGAAAAGUGGCCCUGCAGCAGGGCAAGGGGUUCUGCUCUACAGCGGGGAUCGGUGGCCUGAGAGGUCUCAGAAGCCACAAGUGCCCGGGGCUGGUAAAGGGGAUGACGAUCUUCACUACCUGACUGGCAGCUCCCUACAGACCUGCCUCGAAUGCGUUUAUUCGAAAUCAGGCUCAGCAGGUGAAAGGCAAAAACCCAGCCAAAUGCCCUCCACCCAGCAAAGAACGGACAAGUUGUGAAUCGGGUGAGUUACUGAGGGAUGAGUGGAAAGGUUUGGAUUGUUUAUUUUUUCCACCCCGCCCACCAAGUUGAUACUGGCACUAAUGUGUCAGCCAAUGAGUCAGAAGCACAUCCGUUGUUAGAGCCUCUGAACUCACAACUAAAACUCGUCAUUUCACCAUCACAAUCCAGUGAGUAGUAGAUAGCUACAUAAUACAAAUGAUGCACAUAAAACCCGUCCCAGUUAUUUUCCACAGUGCCAUCUCCAGGAGUGACUGAGGCCGGGAUGAGUGGAGUCAUUACAUGGUUGCUGUGUUUCUCUAAUUUAAUGAACUAUCACAUUGCUCCAGUGUUACUGUUGGAAGAUUUCUUACACAAUUGAAACACUACAGGUUGUUAUUUAAUCCUGAAGAAGUUAAUUAUUUUAUUUUACAUACAGAUGCUUAAUAAACCCCUCAAUCAACAAACAGAAUGUCUGGUCAUUAUCACGUCGCUGUGUGAGAGAGUUUACUGUGCACAAAUGGGCCACCGUGUUUCUAAUAUGACAACAGUGAUCACACUUCAAAAGUACUUCAUUGGCUGUAAAGCGCUUUGGGCCAUCUUGUGGCUAUGAAAGGUUUUUAUUUUAUUUAUUCAUGGCUAGCAUUUAUUACCCAUGCCUAAUUGCC
Carcharodon carcharias (great white shark) is the source of this 3695-nucleotide messenger RNA. RefSeq names its product TNF receptor-associated factor 2-like. Gene Ontology annotation, cellular component: plasma membrane signaling receptor complex; cytoplasmic side of plasma membrane. Bases 318 to 1826 code for a protein of 502 amino acids. Gene Ontology annotation, biological process: regulation of canonical NF-kappaB signal transduction; regulation of apoptotic process; tumor necrosis factor-mediated signaling pathway. Lineage: Eukaryota; Metazoa; Chordata; Chondrichthyes; Lamniformes; Lamnidae. The transcript is spliced from 9 exons. Gene Ontology annotation, molecular function: tumor necrosis factor receptor binding; zinc ion binding; ubiquitin protein ligase binding. The record is from RefSeq and is a predicted model, not a curated record.